Rotaria sp. Silwood1 is the source of this 3672-nucleotide messenger RNA. The record is from the annotation of a GenBank genome assembly. Lineage: Eukaryota; Metazoa; Rotifera; Eurotatoria; Philodinida; Philodinidae.
AUGCAAGAAAACACGGGUGUUAUCUGCUUGAAUGACGAUGAUUGUUCAUGGAUUGAAAAAUUUGCAUGUGCAAAUCUUAUUCUUGAAGAUGAAUUUUUACCAACAUAUGAUACAAAACUCAAUUUUGAUUAUUUGUACGUUCAAUCAUAUGUUAUUCGAACAUAUUUACUUCUCUGUCAUAUCAAAUAUCAACAUAUCGCUCAAAAAUAUAUGUUUUUUGUACCACGAAAAAUUACAAAUGUUGUUACGAUGAACGAUGAUGAUAUGUUUAAAUUGGACGAAAACUAUUCAAUGCCACUUGAAACCGAUUGGAGACAUUUGUAUGUGAUGCCAAUCGAUCAACUUUAUCCUGGCUAUAAUAUAUUAAGACAAAUUGCUUCAACAUUAAAAAAUGAACCAUGUAAUCGAUCUGAUAUGCGUUUGUUUGAGUAUAUUGAAACAAUUGAAGAUAAGGAUCAAAUUAUUGAAAAACUGAACGAAUAUAAAGUUCAAGAUUUUCAACUAUGUCAUAUGAAUCAUGUUGGCAAAUUGUACAAAGAUUUGAUCAGACGAUUCGAACACUUGUUCUCAGAUACUUCUCCAUUACUUCAAAUGCCCAUGUUGUCCGAACUAAGCGAACAACUUAAUAAUAUACUUAAAAAGGAACUAAUCGAUACUGACGAUAACAACGGUGAUAAAACUAUAAUUGUCCAAAAAUUGCAAUCAAAUAUAGAAGAUAUCGAUCGACUUUUGGAGGAUUUAAAAAACAUUGAAGAUACACUUGUUCAACAAGCCGCAAAACCUUUAGCUCAAACGUGUACAUACAUGAGUAUCGAAAAUUCAAUCCUUUCUAUUAUUCCUGAAGAAAUCAAAUGCGAAAACUAUGUCUCAUUGAAUAUUCAAUUGAUUCAAGUUCGAUCUAAAUUGCAAGAGAAAACAAUUAAUAUUGAAGAAGAAAAUACAAAACAAUGGAAUGAAAAUUUCGAUGAAGAAUCCAAUCAAAUAGAACAACAAAUUAGAGGAAAUCGUUUUCGUCCAACUGUAGUUGAUGAUACGGAACAAGAUGAUUGGGAAGGAUUCACUCGUCGUAUUGAACCGCAACAUUCCGAUGACGAAAUAAAUCAAUCUAAAACUGAUGAGUCGGUAAAUGAACAAGUUAAUGAAUCUAACAAAAAUGAACUAUCAUCACCAAUAAUUAAAGACGUUCAAAUUCCAUCGUUAUUUGAAUUGACCGUUGAACCUAUUUCGAUAACUUCAUUGGCACCGAUUUCAGAAAACUAUGAGCAAUCACCCAUUGGAGUCUCAUUGAAAACUCUGAUGUUUGAUAUCGCAACACAACCUGAUGGUAAAAUGGACAGUUAUACAUGCAGACCUGCAGCAGUGUACAAUAGACUAAAGGACCAUAUGCUCAAGAAAAAGUAUGAUAUGAAUACGUUUGUUGUCGUCGAUAGUAAUAAAAUAUUCAUUGAUUUUACACGCACCGAUGCUUGCCAGUUAGAUAUUUUAUUUCAGUGUAGAAUGUUCCGUUACCAGUACCAAGCAAAAUGCUGACAGUGUCUUCCAAAAAAUUAGUCACCGCUAUAUCCAUUUUGUUAUCAUUGUUAAAAUCACCUGAUACUAUAGAAACUGGGUUGCGACCUACGGUAUAAUUCUUUCGAAUCUGAAAGGUUCCAUCUGGAUUGCCAAAAAAUACACUAAUAGUGUUUUCUCCUGAAUCAGCAACUAUCAGAUCCAGUAUUUUAUCGUUAUUGAAAUCACCUGAUGUCACAGAGUAUGGAAUCUUUCCUGUAGCAUACUUAGUAGAAGUCUGAAAUAUUCCAUUUUCAUUAUUUAGUAACACGCUGAAAGUGUCUUCACCUGAAUUGAUCACUAUUACAUCUAAUUUGCCAUCAGUAUUGAGAUCACUGGAUAUCAUGAAUGUAGGGCUGAUACCUACCGUAUAGUUCUUUUGAGUCUGGAAAGUACUAUUACCAUUGCCAAGCAGCAAGCUGAUGGUGUUGUCUGCAUAGUUGGACACUACUACAUCCAUGCUUUGAUCAUUGUUGAAAUCACCUGAUAUGACACAAGAAGGAUGAGUACCAGUUGAAUAUUUAAUUUGAUUCUGAAAUGUCCCAUUACCGUUGCCGCGUAGCAAACUGAUAGUAUCAUCGUUUAAGUUCGCGAUUAUCACAUCUAAAAUGUUAUUAUUACUGAAAUCACCUAAUAUUACAGAGGAUGGGCUGCUGCCAGCACCAUACUGAGCUUCAGUUUCAAAGGUUCCAUCGGGCUUGCCAAAAAACACCUUAAUAGUGUCUUCGUAGUAGUUAGCUACGGCCAGAUCCGUUUGACUAUCAUUGUUAUAAUCAUUCACUGCUAUGGAAAUUGGACCAAUACCACUAGCAUACGUGACCUGAGUCUGAAAGGACCCAUUGCCGAAACCUAACAAAACGCUGAUUAUGGUUCCCUCGUUAUUGGCUGUUACUAGGUCAAGAUUUCUGUCCUUAUUGAAAUCACUUGAUACUAAAGACAUCGGAUUAGGACCAGUUCCAUAGUCCAUUCGAGCCUGGAGAGUUCCAUCGCCAUUACCAAGCAGUAUGCUGACGGUACUUUCCAAGAAGUUGAUGACAGCUAUAUCCAUUUUGCCAUCAUUGUUAAAAUCACCUGCUGUCGCCCAUUCAGGAGAGCCACCAACACCAAAGGACUUCCGAGUCUGAAAUGUACCGUUCAAGCUGCCAAGAAAUACGCUUAUAGUAUUAUCACCUGAGUUAACCACUAUCACAUCGAGUCUAUUAUCAUUAUUAAGAUCACAUGACGUUAGCGCAAAUGGACUUAGACCGGUUUCAUACUGAUUUUGAUCGGUGAAAAGUCCAUUCCCAUCACCCAGAAACGUGCGCAUGGUGUUGUCUUGUAGGUGGGCCACCACCACAUCUGUCUUGUUGUCAUUAUUGAAAUCACCGGAUACUAUAGCAAACGGAGUACGACCAGUCGCAUAUGUACUUUGUAUGUUAAAGCUUCCAUCCCCAUUACCAAGCAUCAAGCUAAUUGUAUUCUCGCCACUGUUGGUCACAACAAGAUCCAUAUUGCUGUCACCAUUAAAAUCAUCUGAUGCCAGACCCAACGGUUGGUAGCCAACUCUCAAGUUCAUCGAAGACUGAAAGGUACCAUUACUAUUGCCAAACAGCACACUAAGUGUAUUUGCUCCCGAAUUGCUCACAGCAAGAUCCGGUCGUUUAUCAUUAUUAAAAUCAGCUGAUACCAUAACUCGAGGUAAGGGACCAGUACCAUACAUAACUCCAGCUUGAAGCAUCCCAUUUCCUUUGCCAAGAAGCACAAUUAUAUCAUCAUCUCCUUGAUUGGCCACUAUGAUAUCUAGGUGUUUAGUGUUAGUAAAACUACCAACUGCUAUAGAAACUGGAGAUGUCCCAGUCUUAUAGGUUAAUGAGGUCGUAUAUGGUUCCAUACACACAUCUAAUGAGAGAAGAACAUAACGAAAAGUUAACUCUAUUUGAAUGUAAAAUGAACAUUUCUGAACUUUUACUUUUCAUAUAUCACAAGACAAUGUGAGAAGACAAGUGAGAGAUUUAGAUAAUGUGAUAUUUUUCCUUGAUUAGUACUGAUUUAAAAAAAAAGAGACUCAGAUCGAAUCAGCAUUAUUGCUAUAUCAGCAUAAGUGGCUUCUUACUUUCUUGAGCUUAUAGCAGCUAAAUUAAACUC